Limanda limanda (common dab) is the source of this 1863-nucleotide messenger RNA. RefSeq names its product major facilitator superfamily domain containing 8-like 1 (gene mfsd8l1). Bases 1 to 1509 code for a protein of 502 amino acids. The transcript is spliced from 11 exons. The record is from RefSeq and is a predicted model, not a curated record. Gene Ontology annotation, biological process: transmembrane transport. Gene Ontology annotation, molecular function: transmembrane transporter activity. Lineage: Eukaryota; Metazoa; Chordata; Actinopteri; Pleuronectiformes; Pleuronectidae.
AUGGACGAGCGACGGAAGAGGAGGCUGACGUUCUGCAGCAUAGGACUGAUCUUCCUGCUGAGCGGUGUGGAGUACGCUGUGAUCCUGCCCACAAUAUGGAGGUACCUGCAGACUCUAGAUGCGCCGCCUUACUUCCUGGGUCUGGCCCUGUCGGCAUUCAGCCUGAGUGGCCUCCUGUCGGGGCCUCUGUUCGGCCACUGGUCCGACAGAACACAAGCCACCAAGAAGAUCAUCUUGUUCGCCAACCUCUUUGAGAUAAUCGGUAAUUUCAUGUACUUCAUGGGCUACUCCAAGUGGCUCUUACUGGCAAGCAGAUUGGUAGCAGGCAUCGGAUCAGGUGCUGGCUCAUCUAUCUUCGGCUUCCUGACCAGGAGCACGGCUCCAGACGACCGGGCCACAGUAUUUGCUGCUGUGAUGGCGUGUCGACAGGCCGGCCUUCUGAUUGGUCCAGCAUUUAACAUCUUCCUGAGGCUGUGUGAUUUCCAACUGGGACCUUUUGUAGUUAAUAAAUAUACGGCACCUGGGCUGUUCAUGUGCUUGAUGUGGAUCCUCCUUCAGCUGGUGGUGGUCUUCAUGUACUCUGACCUGCCACCUCUGGAGAGAAAGAAAGUACAGGAAGGUUCCACAGCCAUCAAGAGCGGGGACCAGGAGGGCGAGCCAGGGCUCCUGGAAGACGAGGAAGAGGACGACGAUGAGGAGAAGCCCUUAAUGACGUCCCAGGAGCUGGUGGGGACCUACGGCUCAGUGGUGCCUCCCAACCACAGGAGAAACAACAUCCCUGUUGCCUCUAACUCCACGCUGAGUCACGUCUCCCCUCCUCCCUCACCCCCGCCAUCAGAGACCCGAGAGUCCUCCAGCCCCAUCAAGGAAUUCAGCAUCUCUCGAGAGUUCCUGAGAGAAGAGGUGGUUGUGCUGUUGGCUGCUCAGUUCAUCACCCUCUUCAAUCAGACAGCGCUGGAGACGAUGGUGACUCCACUGACUCAGAAGUACUUUGGCUACGGGGAGCUGGAGAACAGCGUGAUGUACUGUCUCUGUGGCGUGGAGGUGAUCGCUGGCUUCUUCUUCGUGCGCUGGCUGAGCCGGCGAGUUGGGGAGCGGGUGGUCCUGGCUGUGGGUUUGGCCAUCUGCAACAUCUCUGGGGUCUGGUGCCUCAUCUUCCUGGCGACCCCACUAGGGGGUUAUCCUUGGCCGCUGACUGAGUUCAUCAUCGGGGUGUUUCUGCAGGUUCUGGGUUUGCCGUUCGUGGCUGUGGCCCAGGUUUCCCUCUUCUCCAAAAUCACCUGUGAGAAAACACAAGGUUUCUGUCAGGGAGUGCGUCGCUCAGUGGGAGGUCUAGCCACCAUCCUGGGCCCUCUGUGGGCUGGGGGCCUCAUCGAGAACAUUUAUAUCAUGUUGGGGGUGAUGAUGGGACUGCUGGUGCUGCUGACGAUUAUGCUGGCGUUCUCAUUCGAGCGUAUGGUUGAACCUGCUGCUGAGGAGGAACCUGACGGCCCAGACGGCCGUGCUUAAUCCAACAGGAACAAUCAACACGGAAGGUAUCUGUUUUCAAAAUGAUAACAGAUGCAGUGCUCAAGGACUUGAUAUCACAUUCGUAAAAAUCUAUUAUAUUUGUUUUUCAUAAAUGUAAAAUAUAUGAAUUUGUACGAGACGGGUAAAUACCACUAGUAUUAUAUCCUGUCUUCCUGCAUCUUACCUUGUAUUUUCUUGGCACACACUCAACAGCACUUGUCACCACCUUAGACUUUGUGUGUGGAGGCAGAUGAAAGUACUGUUUUAUAUUUAUAUACAUUUAUAUAUUUCCCAUGGAAAUAUAGCUUCUCAGUAGCACCACAUGUGCAAGCCUCAGCAGUCCCUUAGGAUUCU